Messenger RNA from Trichomonas vaginalis G3, 1170 nucleotides. RefSeq names its product alcohol dehydrogenase YQHD family. The transcript has a single exon. The coding region runs from base 1 to 1170 and encodes 389 amino acids. Gene Ontology annotation, molecular function: butanol dehydrogenase (NAD+) activity; metal ion binding. Lineage: Eukaryota; Parabasalia; Trichomonadida; Trichomonadidae. The record is from RefSeq and is a predicted model, not a curated record.
AUGAAAUUCCUCUGGCGCAACACUACUCAGGUAGCAUUUGGCAAGGAAGCAGUAAAGGAGUACAUUCCAAAAUUCGUCAAGCCAAAGAGCCGUAUCAUUUGCACCUAUGGUGGAGGAUCAAUUUUCAAAAAUGGAGCCCAUGAUGAUGUUCAAUCCGCCUUAGAAGCACUUGGAUGUGAAGUCAAGUGGGAAGGUGGCAUUCCUGCUAACCCAGAAUUUGAUCGUUGCGUCGAGAUCGUCAAAGUUGUCAAAGAAUUCAAACCAGACUUAAUCAUUGCUGUUGGUGGCGGCUCAAUUGUUGAUGGCACUAAGUUCAUCUCAGUCGCUUCCGUCAUCCCUGAUGAUGCUGAUCCAUGGGAUAUGGUAAUCAACGCCAAGUUUCCAGACCACCACAUUCCUUUCGCUACAGUCAUGACACUUCCAGCAACAGGAAGUGAAUGGAAUAACGGUUGGGUCAUUUCUCGCCGCUCAUUAAACGCAAAAGUUUCAGGAUCAAGAUGCCAAAUCACAUACCCUGAAUUCUCCAUUCUCGAUCCAAAGUAUACAAUGACAUUAUCAGUCCGUCAGCUCAGAAACGGUCUCUUUGACUCUUUCUGCCACAUGGUGGAACAAUAUUGCACUGGUGAGCCAUGUCCAAUGUUCGACAGCUUCUGGUUGUCUUCUAUCAAGGAAGUUUUCGACAUUGCUGAUGCCAUUAUGUCACCAAACCAGACAAUCGAAGCUCACGAACGCUUAAUGAUGUGCGCUUUGUUCGGCCUCAACAGAUUGUUCGGUAUGGUCAAGGGACAAUGCUGGGCUAUCCAUACAAUGGGUCACCAACUCACAGGUGUCUACGGAAUCGACCACGGUGCUACACUUUCAAUCAUCAUGCCACAUAUGUACCGCGAACUCUUCGAACAGAGGAAAUAUCACCUUGCUGAACUCGCCAGAUUCAUCUUCAACGCAAAGGGAACUGAUGAUGAGUGCGCAAAGAUCGCUCUCAAAGAAAUCGACAAUUUCAUCGAAAAGAUCGGUAUUGCUAAAAAGGUCAGUGAUGUUUGCGAAGCCAACAAGUCUGUCGAUGACCUCAUGACACAGCUCGAAAACUUUACUCAUGGAAAUCCAUUCGGAUUCCAAGGCCAAGUUAGUUCUGAGAUGGCCAGAAGAAUUUACACACAAAUCAAUGUCUAA